Coprinopsis cinerea okayama7#130 is the source of this 4107-nucleotide messenger RNA. RefSeq names its product transmembrane protein. The transcript has 15 exons. Bases 97 to 3942 code for a protein of 1281 amino acids. Lineage: Eukaryota; Fungi; Basidiomycota; Agaricomycetes; Agaricales; Psathyrellaceae. The record is from RefSeq and is a predicted model, not a curated record. Gene Ontology annotation, molecular function: lipid binding.
CACCAACACCGUCCUCAUAUCUGCACUCGACGAACACGAGGCGACCGCUGUGUGCAUCCCCGCGCUGUGUUGUUGCCUUGAGCUGGUCGAACCGCGAUGGCAACGAACCCACAGGAGGAGCAACCGCUUCUCGAAAAAGGGCCUCAGGUUUUCGACGAAGAUAAAGCAAAAGGCGGCAACGUGUACCACUUCGACCCCGAUGCUCCGCCAGAGCAGAAGGGGGCAGAGGCUCUGCGGGUCGCGCAGGACAAGCUCGCGCCCAUGAAAGGGGUCGGUGAAAACACAGGGGCUAAGCUGGCACAAGGCAUUUCGGCUGCGGUGUCGACUGCCGCCCCAUUCGAAAUCCCAAGCAUCGUCGUUGAAGACUCGGACAAACCUGAAGAAGUCAAACCAGAUGGUACACCGGCCCCUGUCGUCAAAGUAGAAGGGAAGGAUGAAGCGACCGAAGAAGCCGCACCCACCACCACCAAGUACACCAUUCCGGAUUGGUAUAUCGUCGGCUGGCGCCAGGCGCUGGGUCUGGACAAGCCACCUCUCACCGAAGGCGAAGAGAAGGACAACGCCAUCCUCAGCAAGUUUGUGAGCGAGCAAUUCUACGUGGCUUGGUACAACAAUGCAGGAAUCAUCGUCUUCGCUGUUCUCUCUUCACAUUUCGUCACCUGGCUUGGCUUCGGCUGGGGAUGGCUCCUCGUCAUCCUGGGCGUCUGUUAUACCCACUAUACCACGACAGUAAAACGCUUCGAACGCGAUGCCCGGGACGACAUGGUUCGCGAAAUGACUAAAGCAAAGCGGGGCCCUGAUCAUCCGGAGACUGUUGAGUGGAUGAACGGCUUCCUGGAGCGCUUCUGGAACAUCUACGAACCCGUCCUCUCUGCGACCAUCACCACCUCCGUUGACCAAAUCCUCAGCAUCAGUACACCGACCUUCCUCGAUGCCCUUCGUCUCUCUGAAUUCAGCCUUGGAAGCAAAGCGCCGAGAAUUGAAAAGAUUUGGACCAUGGUGGAAGAGGAGGACGAUGUCGUCCAAAUGGACUGGGAUAUCUCUUUCGCCCCCAACGAUGUCGCCAAUAUGACUAUUGCUCAGGUGGACAAGAAGCUCAACCCUCGAGUUCUUCUCGAGAUUCGAAUUGGAAAAGGACUUGCUGUUGUGACCAUCCCCGUCUUGGUUGAAGAUAUCACUGUGACUGGCCGCAUUCGGAUUCGGAUGAAGUUGUCUGCGGAAUUCCCCUAUGUUCAGGUCCUCGACUUCUGCUUCAUGGAGAAGCCAGUUAUCGACUACUCCUUGAAACCUCUUGGUGGAGAUACCUUUGGUGUGGACAUCACCAACAUUCCGGGUCUAUCCUCGUUCAUUCGGGACACUACGCAUUGGGUCCUUGGUCCCAUGAUGUACCACCCCGCCAUGUACCGUCUCAACCUGGAGCAAAUCAUGUCAGGAAGGCCACUCGAAACUGCUAUCGGUGUUUUGGAAGUCAUGGUGCACUCGGCUCGUGGUGUCAAGGGGAGCAGUCUCGGAGACAAGACUCCCGAUCCUUACGUUUCCCUUGCUAUCGACCAACGCCCCGCAGUUGCUCGUACUAAAUGGCGAAGCAACACGACCAACCCUACAUGGAUGGAAACCAAAUACGUUCUGGUCAACAAGCUCGAAGGAAAGCUCAACCUCCAUGUCUAUGACUAUAACGACCGUCGGUCGAACGUCAAGCUUAGCACGGCAUCCUUCGAUUUGGCACUGCUCAGGGAAGACUCCGUUCAGGAGAAUAUUACUAGUCGGUUGAUGGACGGAGAAAAGGACCGUGGCGAGCUGCGAUACAACGUCACUUACUAUCCCGUCAUUGAACCUCCCGAACCUGGCGCCGAGACUGCUGACAAGGAUGAAGCAAUUGACACAGAGGAUUCAACUAUCGGUAUUGUUCGACUCGUCAUUCACCAAGCGAAGGAGUUGGACACUGCUACGUCUCUGAACGGCGAACUCAGUCCUCUCGCAAAGGUCUACAUCAACAAUGGUCCCAAGUCCUCAUUCACCACCGCAACCUAUAAACACACACUCAACCCCGUCUGGGAAGCUCCCUAUGAAUUCCUCUGCUCGUCCAAGGACACCGACAUCAUCACUAUCAAGGUUAUCAACGACCGGGAUUUCCGACGCAAUCCUACUAUUGGUUUCAUGUCCGUUGCGUUGAAAGAUCUGUUGGAGUGCAAGUCGUAUGGCAAGGAGUGGUUUAAUCUGAACGACUGCAAGUCUGGCAAGAUUAGGGUAUCGGCGACUUGGAAACCUGUUGCGAUGUCGGGGAGCUUGCAUGGUGCGGAUCGAUAUGUACCGCCGAUUGGUGCUGUCAAGUUAUGGAUUAAGAAGGCGGUUGAUGUUAAGAACGUGGAGAGUGGCUUUGGUGGAAAGAGCGAUCCCUAUGUUCGGGUGCAAGUCAGGAAUGAAACCAAGGGCAAGACCAAGGUCAUCGAUAAUAACCUCAAUCCUGUUUGGGACGAGAUUUUCUAUGUUCCUGUUCACGACCUGACCGAGUCAAUCAUGAUGGACUGCUUCGACGAGCAAACGGUGACAAAGGAUCGACCUCUCGGCUCUGUCGAACUCCUCGUAUCCCAAGUGGCCAAGAAGAGCGACGACCCCCGCACACCCUACGAAUCCACUGGUACGAAAAAGGCCGCCGAUCCUCUCGUUCUCAAGAGGGACAAGACCAAGGGCGUCUUGCACUACGAGGCUACCUUUGUUCCAGCGUGGCAGGUGGAUAUUCAGUUUGACAAGCAGAAGGGGCAUCCCAAUGCGAAGAAAGUCAAGGAUGACGAAGAUGGUGGAGAUGUGUCAGAUGCGUCUAGUGAUCAUGCUGAUUCGUCGCCGGUUCGUAUCACGUAUAGGCCUAGCAAGAGGCAUACCCUAUCCAAGAUCAAUACGAAGGUUCAGGCUGAAGACGGUGAAGCUACGGCGGUGCCUGGAUCGCCUACUGAGCCCAGUCCCACCGCGCCUUCGACUCCCCCUCAGUCUGCGGCACCUGUUCGUAUCCAGUACCCUGUGGAAGAGUUGUUGGCUCAACAAUCCGGCAUCAUCGUGGUGAACGUCGUCUCAGGUAUCCUUUCGGUCAAGGGACGUAUCGAAGUCGCCUUGGACGAUUUCGAGUGGCCUUGUGUCAGCACUCCUAAGUCCAGGAGCAAGUCUGCCCGCUGGGAGUUCGUUGGCGAGGGCUUUAUCAAGGAGAUUGAUUUCGGACAGGUUCAUCUGUACUUGGAUGCGGCCGAUGAGGAGGGUGAGGAUAAGGUUGUUUCUGAAUGGAAUGGGCCCGUGAAGGACUUUUUGAGGGAUACUUUCGAUGGACCGAAGGAAUACGUCCUUACUGAUAAGAACGGGAAGAAUCCUUCGACGGUUCUGGUCGAAGCUCGCUACAUCCCUGUUUCGAUUGUCCUCGAGCCUCGGGAGACUGUCAGCAACCAGGGUAUCCUCCGUGUGACUCUGCUUGAUGGAGAAGACAUCCUCGCUGUUGAUAGAGGAGGCACCCGAUCGGAUCCUUACGCUGUCUUCACCCUGGACGGCUCAAAGGUUUUCAAGUCUGAGCCUCACAAGAAGACUCUGACCCCAGUGUGGAAUGUUGAUUUCGAAGUCACCGUUCCCUCCCGUGCUGCAGCCGACUUCCAGAUCGAAGUGUUCGACUGGAAUAGGGUCGAAUCAGACGAAUCUCUCGGCAGUGCCCAAAUCGACCUCCAGUCCCUCGAACCCUUCCGAGCAACCGAGCGCAUUAUCGCCCUUUCUACACCCAAGCACGGUCAAAAGGGGCGUAUCCGCCUUCAACUCCUUUUCAACCCUAUGAUCAUCGCCAAGACUCGAAAGACUGCGUCGACGUUUACCAGUGUUGGAGGGAGGGCUAUGACGCAGAUUGGCGCUCUUCCUGUUAACGCGGGUAAGGGUGUUCUGCAUGGUGUUACGAGUGUAUUUAGUAGGGAUUGAGCUCACCAUAUGAACUACUACAUUUUGAGAUGCUUGAUACAUACCUGCAGUUUCUUUGGAUGGAUGGACUGCUAAUGACCACUUUUUACUUACUAACGAGGACACUAUACGCUAGGCCCCCUUGUACUUUGCUUGUUGUUGUAAAUACAUCUAUUUUCUCUCUCG